Molecule: messenger RNA, 4059 nt
Organism: Manis pentadactyla (Chinese pangolin)
Lineage: Eukaryota; Metazoa; Chordata; Mammalia; Pholidota; Manidae
Gene: CNTN3
Product: contactin 3
Exons: 24
Coding region: 698-3781 (1027 amino acids)
Biological process (GO): cell-cell adhesion; brain development
Molecular function (GO): cell-cell adhesion mediator activity
Source: RefSeq, a predicted model, not a curated record
CCGGGCGCACGGCGGCGCGGGGUCCGGCCCGGCGCGGAGGCGCGAGGGCCGCCGCCGGCGCGAGGCGCGGGACCCCGUUGGCUGCUCCGCCACGCUCCCCGCCCCUCCUCCCGCCCCGUCUCCCCUCCCUCCGGGGCGGGCGCCGGAGCUGGAUCCCGAGCUGCUGAGGCGCGGGCAGCGCUCUCUCGGCGCCGGCAGCGGCCACAGCAGCCUGGCGCGCAGCGGCGGCGGGCGGGCGCCGCGGGCUCGGCCAGGACCCGCGCGGACCGGGGCGCUGCGGCGGCGGCUCGCGCGGGCGCGCACGGCGGCUCCCCAGGACCCUGCCAACAGGGCUGUCUGGCCCGUGGAGCUGGAGCCCGGUGAGCGGCGGGGACGAGAGACGCCUUCCUAGUCCCCAGCUCUGAAGAAAGCCAGAGUGGAGGACGAUCAGCGAUCAAGUUUUCUGAGUGACAUUUUCUUUACAUUUUAAAAUCUGCAGCCUUGGAUGGAAUUCCCCCCCUAUCGUUUCUAUUUGCCAGGUUUUCUCUGACCGGCUAUAGUCCAGGUUUCUUGAGCUUGAACCCUGGUCUUGGCUGCUUCUCCGUUCACUAAGGAGCCCUGGGAAGCAAAGCAAGCAGAUUAAACGAUUUAACUGAAGACAAAGCAUUCUAUUCCUCAGAGACUGGACAAGAGUUACUCUUGCUUUUGGCAAUUAAAGAUGAUGUUGUCAUGGAAACAGUUGAUCCUGCUUUCGUUCAUUGGCUGCCUAGGAGGUGAGCUGCUCUUACAAGGCCCAGUGUUUAUCAGAGAGCCCAGCAACAGCAUUUUCCCUGUUGGUUCAGAGGAUAAAAAAAUGACUUUUCAUUGCGAAGCAAGAGGCAACCCUUCACCUCAUUACAGAUGGCAGCUAAAUGGAAGUGAUAUUAAUCUGAGUAUGGAAUAUCGUUAUAAAUUGAAUGGAGGAAAUCUUGUGGUUGUUAACCCCAGCAGAAAUCGGGAUACAGGAAAUUACCAGUGCUUUGCAACGAAUUCGCUUGGAACGAUUGUUAGCAGAGAAGCUAAACUCCAGUUUGCCUAUCUUGAAAACUUUAAAACCAAAAUGAGAAGUACAGUGUCAGUGCGUGAAGGCCAGGGAGUCGUCCUACUCUGUGGCCCUCCACCUCACUCUGGAGAACUAUCAUAUGCUUGGAUCUUCAAUGAAUACCCAUCAUUUGUUGAAGAAGAUAGUCGGAGGUUUGUUUCUCAGGAGACAGGCCACCUCUACAUAGCCAAGGUGGAGCCAUCCGACGUGGGAAAUUACACAUGUGUGGUGACAAGUAUGGUGACAAAUGCCAGAGUGCUGGGCUCCCCAACUCCUUUGGUUCUACGUUCUGAUGGUGUGAUGGGCGAAUAUGAACCAAAAAUAGAAGUUCAGUUUCCAGAAACUCUUCCAGCAGCUAAAGGUUCAACUGUGAAAUUGGAAUGUUUUGCUCUUGGAAAUCCUGUACCUCAGAUUAAUUGGAGAAGAAGUGAUGGACUGCCCUUUUCCGGUAAAAUUAAAUUGAGGAAGUUCAAUGGUGUCCUUGAAAUCCCCAACUUCCAACAGGAAGAUGCAGGGUCCUAUGAAUGCAUUGCUGAGAAUUCACGAGGAAGAAAUGUCGCCAAAGGGCGUCUCACUUACUAUGCGAAGCCUCAUUGGGUUCAGCUCAUAAAAGAUGUGGAAAUAGCAGUGGAGGACAGUCUUUAUUGGGAAUGCCGAGCCAGUGGAAAGCCCAAACCCUCCUACCGAUGGUUGAAAAAUGGAGAAGCCCUUGUGCUUGAGGAGAGAAUACAGAUAGAAAAUGGUGCCCUUACAAUAUCAAACCUAAAUGUGACUGAUUCUGGCAUGUUCCAAUGCAUAGCAGAGAACAAACAUGGUCUUGUCUAUUCCAGUGCGGAACUCAAGGUUGUGGCUUCUGCUCCAGAUUUUUCAAAGACUCCAAUGAAAAAGUUGAUUCAAGUGCAGGUGGGCAGCACAAUCAGCUUGGAAUGCAAACCCAGAGCCUCCCCUAGGGCACUGUCUUCCUGGAAGAAAGGAGAUGUGAUAAUGCAGGAGGAUGAAAGAAUUUCUCUUUUAAAAGAUGGAGGCCUCAGAAUAGCCAAUGUGACUAAAGCUGAUGUUGGAACUUAUACCUGCAUAGCAGAAAACCAGUUUGGGAAAGCAAAUGGCUCUACACUCUUGGUUGUGACAGAACCAACGAGAAUAACUUUGGCACCAUCCAACAUGGAUGUCUCUGUUGGCGAAAGUGUCAUUUUACCCUGCCAGGUGAAACACGACCCCCUCUUAGACAUCAUGUUUACUUGGUAUUUCAAUGGGGCCCUCACAGAUUUUAAGAAAGACGGAUCUCACUUUGAGAGAGUCGGUGGGAGUUCAUCUGGCGACUUAAUGAUCAGAAACAUCCAGCUGAAACACAGUGGAAAAUAUGUUUGUAUGGUGCAAACAGGGGUGGACAGUGUUUCAUCUGCAGCUGACCUCAUAGUACGAGGUUCACCAGGACCACCAGCACAUGUGAAGGUAGAUGAAAUUACGGACACAACAGCCCAGCUCUCUUGGAAAGAAGGUACAGACAGCCAUAGCCCAGUCAUAUCCUACUCUGUCCAGGCAAGAACACCUUUCUCCGUGGGCUGGCAAACUGCCACAACAGUGCCUGAGGUCAUUGAUGGGAAAACACACACAGCUACAGUAGUCGAGUUAAACCCAUGGGUGGAAUAUGAAUUUCGGGUUGUAGCCAGUAACAAAAUCGGAGGUGGAGAACCCAGUUUGCCCUCAGAAAAAGUAAGAACUGAAGAGGCAGUUCCUGAAGUGCCUCCUUCCGAAGUCAGUGGAGGAGGUGGAAGCCGGUCUGAACUGGUGAUCACUUGGGAUCCAGUCCCUGAAGAACUACAGAAUGGUGAAGGUUUUGGGUACGUUCUUGCUCUUCGCCCGCUUGGAGUUACCAGCUGGAUUCAGACAGUGGUCACAUCUCCGGAUACCCCAAGAUAUGUCUUUAGGAACGAAAGCAUCAUGCCAUUUUCACCAUAUGAAGUAAAAGUAGGUGUUUAUAAUAACAAAGGUGAAGGACCAUUUAGCCCAGUGACAACAGUGUUCUCUGCAGAAGAAGAGCCUACAGUAGCUCCAUCUCAAGUCUUUGCAAAUAGCCUGUCUUCCUCAGAAAUUGAAGUGUCGUGGAACUCCAUUCCUUGGAAGUUGAGUAAUGGACAUUUACUAGGCUAUGAGGUGCGGUACUGGAAUAACGGAGGAGAGGAGGAAUCAAGUAAAGUGAAAGUGGCGGGAAAUGAGACAUUGGCCAGACUGUGCGGCUUGAAGAGCAACCUGGCAUAUUACACAGCUGUCCGGGCUUACAACAGUGCCGGGGCCGGCCCCUUUAGUGCCACAGUGAAUGCAACCACCAAGAAAACUCCUCCCAGUCAACCACCAGGAAAUGUUGUUUGGAAUGCUACAGACACAAAAGUGUUACUUAAUUGGGAGCAAGUUAAAGCAAUGGAGAAUGAAUCAGAAGUAACAGGAUAUAAAGUUUUCUAUAGGACUAGCAGGCAAAAUAAUGUGCAAGUGCUGAACACAAAUGGAACUUCAGCUGAACUUUUGCUGCCCAUUAAUGAGGACUACAUUAUUGAAGUUAAGGCCACGACGGAUGGAGGGGAUGGGACCAGUAGUGAACAGAUCAGGAUUCCAAGAAUGACCAAUAUGGAUGCAAGAGGUUCCACUUCAGCCAUCUCCAAUGUCCACUCUGUGUCAAGUUAUAUACCUAUAGUACUGUUCUGUAUUGCAAAUGCCCUGUGGUGAUAUUAACUUUUUAAAAUUAUUUACUGGAAAGUUUAUUGGUUACAAAAAAAAGUGCUUUCAUGAAAUGCAGUGAUUAUGCAUGUUUUUUUUCAACUCUGUAUUUUUAACUUUCUACAUAGAUAAAAUAUGAAUAUGAUUUAAAAAAAGCUAAAUCCUUUUAGGGGAAUCUAAAAUGCCUUAAUAUUUGCUUGAUAAACCAAAGGAAUUUACAUAGUACAUACUUCAGACUUUUGAUAUAUUCUUAAGCUAUGAUUUUAAGCACUGCCUAUACAUACACA